This is a messenger RNA of Cavia porcellus (domestic guinea pig), 16052 nucleotides long. It is a transcript of the gene Lrp1b, whose product is annotated as LDL receptor related protein 1B. Lineage: Eukaryota; Metazoa; Chordata; Mammalia; Rodentia; Caviidae. Bases 555 to 14618 code for a protein of 4687 amino acids. The record is from RefSeq and is a predicted model, not a curated record. Gene Ontology annotation, molecular function: protein binding; calcium ion binding; low-density lipoprotein particle receptor activity. The transcript is spliced from 93 exons. Gene Ontology annotation, cellular component: signaling receptor complex; plasma membrane.
GGGAGCAAACCAUUUCCCUGGGAGAAGCUCAGAGCCUUGGCUGCUUUUCCCUCCCUAGGAGGCUUCGCAGGAGAGGAGCGCAGGGAUCAAAGCCGCUUUGCUGAGAGCUGCUAAUUCCAGCUGGCUGGCAGCGCAGCGCGUCCCGGGCGCCUGGCUGGUCUGAAACCCCAAGUCCCUUCAGAACAGCGUGGAGUUACUUUCCCUUCAAGGAGACUGAAACAAUCGUGAUUGGUGGCGUCCCGGUUCGCGGGGUGUCUUCCUGCUGUGCCCACCGCCUCUUCCCAAGCGGCAGAGGUGAUCCGUGUGCACGGCGAGGGCGCGCGGCGGCCGCGGUGCUGAGCGGUGGGCUCCCCCGCGCGUCCUCUGCCCCCCGCGCGUGAUGUAAGACCAGACGUACCCUGCGCGGAGAAGUCCAGACACGCGGCGGCUCGCUCGCGCUCACUCGCUCCCCGCACGGCACGCGCGCAUCCCUGCACCUUCCGCGUCCUGCUCCCGGCGGGCGAGGCGGACUCGCUGGACCCGCCGAGCCCAAGGAUUCGCGGCGACGUUUGCAGAUGACCGCGCUCCACGCCGGGCCCCCAGCGCGGGCCAGCGCCACGGGGCCGCGGGCGCCGCCGAGCAGCCUGCAGCGCGGGCUCCCUGCGCGGGCGGCCAGGAUGUCCGAGUUCCUGCUCGCCCUGCUCAGCCUCUCGGGAUUACUGCCCAUCGCCAAGGUGCUGACCGCGGGAGCCGGCCGAGAUCAGCAGUUGUGUGAUCCUGGUGAAUUUCUUUGCCACGAUCAUGUGACUUGUGUCUCCCAGAGCUGGCUGUGCGAUGGGGACCCUGACUGCCCUGAUGAUUCAGACGAAUCUUUAGAUAUCUGUCCUGAGGAGGUAGAAAUCAAGUGUUCCUUGAAUCAUAUUGCUUGCCUUGGUACCAGCAAAUGUGUCCAUUUAUCCCAGCUGUGUAAUGGUGUCUUCGAUUGCUCAGAUGGUUAUGAUGAAGGAGCACACUGUCGUGAAUUGAUACCCAAUUGCCAGCAGAUGAAUUGUCAGUAUAAAUGUGCAAUUGUCAGAAAUAGUACAAGAUGCUACUGUGAGGAUGGCUUCGAAGUAAAAGAAGACGGGAGAGGCUGUAAAGAUCAAGAUGAGUGUGCCGUUUAUGGCACAUGCAGCCAGACCUGUGUGAAUACACACGGCUCCUAUGUCUGUGGAUGCGUCGAAGGCUACGUCAUGCAGCCCAACAACAGGACUUGCAAGGCCAAAAUCGAACCUACAGAUAGCCCACCUAUGUUAUUAACUGCAAAUUCUGAAACCAUUGAGAUUUUCUACCUUAAUGGAAGUAAAAUGGCAACUCUAAACUCAGCCAACAGAAAUGAAAUUCAUGGAUUGGAUUUUAUUUAUAAGGAGGAAACGAUUUGUUGGGUUGAAUCAAGAGACACUUCCAAUCAACUCAAAUGCAUUCAAAUAACAAAAACAGGAAGAUUAACAGAUGAAUGGACAAUCAAUAUUCUUCAGUCCUUCCACAAUGUGGAACAAAUGGCUAUUGACUGGCUCACCAGGAAUCUCUAUUUUGUGGAUCAUGUCAGUGACAGAAUCUUUGUUUGUAAUUUCAACGGAUCUGUAUGUGUCACCUUGAUUGAUCUGGACCUUCAUAACCCUAAGGCAAUAGCAGUAGACCCAAUUGCAGGAAAACUUUUCUUUACCGACUACGGGAAUGUUGCCAAAGUGGAAAGAUGUGACAUGGACGGCACGAACAGAACAAGGAUCGUGGAUUCAAAGGCAGAGCAGCCAUCUGCACUGGCAGUGGACCUCAUCAACAAACUGGUGUACUGGGUAGAUCUGUACUUGGAUUAUGUUGGCGUGGUGGACUAUCAAGGGAGGCACAGACACACUGUCAUUCAAGGCCGACAAAUCAGACAUCUUUACGGUAUAACUGUUUUCGAAGACUAUUUAUAUGCAACCAAUUCUGAUAACUUCAACAUCAUAAGAAUAAACAGAUUUAAUGGCACUGAUAUUCAUUCAUUAAUUAAAAUGGAAAGACCUCAAGGAAUUCGAAUAUAUCAAAAAAGAACUCAACCAACGGUCAGAAGCCAUGCAUGUGAAGUGGAUCCAUAUGGAAUGCCAGGGGGCUGUUCACACAUCUGUCUGCUCAGUGGCAGUUACAAAAUGCGGACCUGUCGCUGCAGGACUGGCUUCAACUUGGGGAGUGAUGGCAGGUCAUGCAAAAGACCAAAGAAUGAGUUGUUCCUCUUUUAUGGGAAAGGACGCCCAGGAAUUGUCAGAGGAAUGGACUUAAAUACCAAGAUAGCAGAUGAAUACAUGAUCCCCAUAGAAAAUCUAGUAAACCCUCGUGCUGUAGAUUUUCAUGCAGAAACCAGUUACAUCUACUUUGCUGAUACCACCAGUUUCCUAAUUGGCAGACAGAAGAUAGAUGGCACAGAGAGAGAAACAAUUCUGAAAGAUGAUUUAGAUAAUGUGGAAGGCAUUGCUGUAGACUGGAUUGGAAAUAACCUUUACUGGACAAAUGAUGGUCAUAGGAAAACCAUUAAUGUGGCCAGGCUGGAAAAAGCUUCUCAGAGUCGGAAGACUCUUUUAGAGGGAGAAAUGUCCCAUCCAAGAGGAAUUGUGGUGGAUCCAGUUAAUGGUUGGAUGUACUGGACAGACUGGGAGGAAGAUGAAAUAGAUGCCAGCGUGGGAAGGAUCGAGAAGGCUUGGAUGGAUGGCUUCAAUCGGCAGAUUUUCGUGACUUCGAAGAUGCUGUGGCCGAAUGGUUUAACUCUGGACUUCCACGCCAGCACACUGUACUGGUGUGAUGCCUAUUAUGAUCAUAUCGAGAAAGUGUUUUUGAAUGGCACGCACAGGAAGGUUGUUUAUAGUGGGAAAGAGUUGAACCACCCUUUUGGAUUGUCACAUCAUGGGAAUUACCUGUUCUGGACUGAUUAUAUGAAUGGUUCCAUUUUUCAACUGGAUUUGAUCAUGAGAGAAGUGACAUUACUGAGGCAUGAAAGACCGCCUUUGUUUGGGCUUCAGAUUUAUGAUCCGCGAAAGCAACAAGGUGACAAUAUGUGCAGAGUAAAUAAUGGAGGAUGUAGUACACUGUGCCUGGCUAUUCCUGCAGGUCGUGUGUGUGCAUGUGCUGACAAUCAACUUCUGGAUGAAAAUGGGACAACUUGCACAUUUAAUCCUGGAGAAAUACUGCCUCGCAUAUGUAAAGCUGGAGAAUUUCGCUGCAAAAAUAGACACUGCAUCCAAGCGCGGUGGAAAUGUGACGGAGACGAUGACUGCCUCGAUGGAAGUGAUGAGGACCCAAUCAACUGCUUCAAUCACAGCUGUCCUGAUGAUCAGUUUAAAUGCCAGAAUAAUCGCUGUAUCCCCAAGAAAUGGCUUUGCGAUGGAGCUAAUGACUGUGGGAGCAAUGAAGAUGAAUCUAAUGAAACUUGUUCAGCCAGAACCUGCCAGUCAGACCAGUUUGCUUGUGGAAAUGGCCGUUGCAUUCCUAGAGCAUGGCUGUGUGACAGGGAAGACGACUGUGGUGACCAGACGGACGAAAUGGCAACUUGUGGGCAGAAACAAGCAGAAAAACCUACAAAAAUUCCUACUCUGAGACAAAAAGAAUUCCCAACUUGUGAGCCACUGACUCAAUUUAUAUGCAAAAAUGGAAGAUGCAUUAGCAGCAAAUGGCACUGCGAUGCUGAUGACGACUGUGGAGACGGGAGCGAUGAAUUGGGCUGCGUUCACGCUUGCUUUGACAAUCAGUUCAGAUGUUCCAGUGGCAGAUGUAUCCCUGGACAUUGGACCUGUGAUGGUGACAAUGACUGUGGAGACUUCAGUGAUGAAACCCAAGCAAAUUGUACCAAAGAAGAGAUUCAGUCUCCUGCCGGUUGUAAUGGAAAUGAAUUUCAGUGCUAUCCUGAUGGAAACUGCAUCCCUGAUCUGUGGCACUGUGAUGGGGAAAAGGAUUGUGAAGAUGGUAGUGAUGAGAAGGGAUGCAAUGGUACCAUAAGACUGUGCGACUACAAAACCAAAUUUUCCUGUCGGAGUACAGGGAGAUGCAUCAACAAAGCGUGGGUAUGUGAUGGAGAUAUCGACUGUGAAGAUCAGUCAGAUGAAGAAGACUGUGACAGUUUCUUAUGUGGACCCCCAAAGUACCCUUGUGCUAAUGAUACUUCAGUCUGCCUGCAGCCAGAGAAACUCUGCAAUGGGAAGAGAGAUUGUCCUGAUGGGUCUGAUGAAGGCGAUCUCUGCGAUGAGUGUUCCCUGAACAACGGAGGCUGUAGCAACCAGUGUUCCGUUGUUCCUGGAAGAGGAAUCGUCUGUUCCUGCCCUAAAGGCCUUCAACUUAACAAGGACAAUAAGACAUGUGAAAUUGUGGAUUAUUGCAGCAGUCAUCUGAAGUGCAGUCAAGUAUGUGAGCAGCACAAGCAUACAGUCAAGUGCUCGUGUUACGAAGGCUGGAAGCUGGAUGCAGACGGCGAAAGCUGCACCAGUGUGGAUCCUUUUGAAGCAUUCAUCAUCUUUUCUAUUCGCCAUGAGAUCCGAAGGAUUGAUCUCCAUAAAAGAGACUACAGUCUACUGGUUCCUGGACUGAGAAAUACCAUCGCACUUGAUUUUCACUUCAAUCAAAGUUUGCUGUAUUGGACAGAUGUUGUAGAAGACAGAAUAUACCGGGGCAAACUUUCUGAAAGUGGAGGUGUCAGUGCAAUAGAGAUUGUCGUGGAGCACGGGCUGGCUACUCCAGAAGGUCUGACUGUAGACUGGAUAGCAGGCAACAUAUACUGGAUAGACAGUAAUCUGGACCAAAUCGAAGUGGCCAAACUGGAUGGUUCGCUAAGAACUACACUGAUAGCAGGAGCCAUGGAACACCCCAGGGCCAUUGCAUUGGACCCAAGAUUUGGAAUUCUUUUCUGGACAGACUGGGAUGCCAAUUUUCCUCGCAUAGAAUCAGCCUCCAUGAGUGGUGCUGGGAGAAAAACCAUCUACAAAGACAUGAAAACUGGGGCGUGGCCAAAUGGAUUAACUGUGGAUCACUUUGAAAAAAGGAUAGUUUGGACAGAUGCCAGGUCAGAUGCUAUUUACUCAGCCCUCUAUGAUGGGACAAACAUGAUAGAAAUCAUUCGAGGUCACGAGUACCUUUCCCACCCUUUUGCUGUGUCUCUGUAUGGGAGUGAGGUUUAUUGGACAGACUGGAGGACCAACACACUGUCAAAGGCCAAUAAGUGGAAUGGGCAGAAUGUCAGUGUGAUCCAGAAAACUAGCGCACAGCCAUUUGACCUGCAGAUUUACCAUCCUAGUCGUCAGCCACAGGCCCCCAACCCUUGUGCAGCCAAUGCUGGCAGAGGCCCCUGCUCGCACCUGUGCCUGAUCAAUCACAACCGGAGCGCCGCCUGCGCCUGCCCCCACCUGAUGAAGCUUUCCUCCGACAAGAGGACCUGCUAUGAAAUGAAAAAAUUUCUUCUUUAUGCAAGACGUUCUGAAAUCAGAGGAGUGGAUAUUGACAAUCCAUAUUUUAACUUUAUUACGGCCUUUACAGUCCCUGAUAUUGAUGAUGUUACCGUGAUAGACUUUGAUGCUUCCGAGGAACGUUUGUACUGGACAGAUAUUAAAACACAAACCAUCAAAAGGGCUUUUAUUAAUGGCACUGGUUUAGAAACCGUAAUUUCAAGAGAUAUUCAGAGUAUCCGAGGGCUAGCAGUGGACUGGGUCUCCCGUAAUUUAUACUGGAUUAGUUCUGAAUUUGAUGAAACCCAAAUUAAUGUGGCACGGUUAGACGGCUCUUUGAAAACCUCAAUUAUCCAUGGAAUCGAUAAGCCACAAUGCCUAGCAGCUCACCCAGUCAGGGGGAAACUCUACUGGACAGAUGGAAAUACAAUUAACAUGGCAAACAUGGAUGGGAGUAAUAGCAAGAUUCUUUUUCAGAAUCAAAAGGAACCAGUUGGUCUAUCAAUAGACUAUGUGGAAAACAAGCUUUAUUGGAUCAGUUCAGGAAAUGGAACCAUAAAUAGAUGCAACUUGGAUGGUGGUAAUUUGGAAGUAAUAGAGUCAAUGAAAGAAGAAUUAACAAAAGCUACGGCAUUAACUAUCAUGGAUAAGAAACUCUGGUGGGCAGACCAAAACUUAGCUCAGCUGGGAACCUGCAGCAAGAGAGAUGGGCGAAACCCUACGAUUCUGCGAAAUAAGACUUCCGGAGUGGUUCACAUGAAAGUGUAUGAUAAGGAAGCCCAGCAAGGCAGUAAUUCUUGUCACCUAAAUAAUGGUGGAUGCUCUCAGCUUUGUUUACCAACAUCUGAAAAUACAAGAACUUGCAUGUGUACAGUGGGGUAUUAUCUCCAAAAGAACCGCAUGUCCUGCCAAGGUAUAGAGUCAUUUCUUAUGUACUCUGUUCAUGAAGGAAUCAGGGGAAUACCUCUUGAACCAAGUGACAAAAUGGAUGCUUUGAUGCCUAUAUCAGGAACUUCAUUCGCUGUGGGAAUAGAUUUCCAUGCAGAAAAUGAUACCAUCUAUUGGACUGACAUGGGUUUCAAUAAAAUUAGUCGAGCUAAAAGAGAUCAGACUUGGAAAGAAGAUAUCAUUACCAAUGGCUUGGGAAGAGUGGAAGGGAUAGCCAUUGACUGGAUUGCUGGGAACAUAUAUUGGACUGAUCAUGGUUUCAACUUAAUUGAAGUUGCAAGACUCAAUGGCUCUUUCCGUUAUGUCGUUAUGUCCCAAGGCCUGGACCAGCCAAGAUCUAUAGCUGUGCACCCAGAGAAAGGUUUCCUGUUCUGGACUGAAUGGGGACAAAUGCCCCGCAUCGGGAAAUCUCGCCUAGAUGGCUCAGAGAAACUUGUCCUUGUGAGCACGGGAAUAGCGUGGCCCAACGGGAUCUCCAUCGACUAUGAGGAAAAUAAAUUGUACUGGUGUGAUGCGCGCACAGACAAGAUAGAAAGAAUUGACCUUGAGACUGGAAGCAAUCGCGAGAUGGUGCUGUCAGGGAGCAAUGUGGAUAUGUUUUCAGUUGCUGUCUUUGGGGCUUACAUCUACUGGUCUGACAGAGCCCAUGCCAAUGGGUCCAUCAGAAGGGGCCACAAGAACGAUGCCACGGAAAUGGUAACCAUGAGAACAGGACUUGGAGUCAACCUGAAGGAGAUUAAAAUCUUUAACCGAGUAAGAGAGAAAGGAACCAAUAUUUGUGCCAAGGACAAUGGUGGCUGUAAACAACUCUGUCUUUAUCGAGGAAACUCCCGGAGAACUUGUGCUUGUGCCCAUGGAUAUUUGGCAGAAGAUGGAGUUACUUGCCUAAGGCAUGAAGGCUAUUUACUGUAUUCAGGGAGAACAAUAUUAAAAAGUAUACAUCUUUCUGAUGAAACCAAUUUAAAUUCUCCAAUAAGGCCAUAUGGGAAUCCACAUUAUUUCAAGAAUGUCAUAGCCUUGGCUUUUGACUAUAAUCAAAGAAGAAAAGGGACCAACCGAAUCUUUUACAGUGAUGCACAUUUUGGAAAUAUACAGCUCAUUAAAGAUAACUGGGAAGACAGACAAGUAAUUGUUGAAAAUGUGGGCUCUGUGGAAGGACUGGCCUAUCACAGAGCCUGGGACACACUAUACUGGACCAGCUCCACCACUUCAUCCAUCACCAGACAUACAGUGGACCAGACCCGGCCUGGAGCAUUUGACAGAGAAGCAGUCAUCACUAUGUCAGAGGAUGACCACCCACACGUGCUGGCUUUGGAUGAAUGCCAAAACUUAAUGUUUUGGACCAACUGGAAUGAACAGCAUCCAAGUAUCAUGAGAUCUACCCUGACUGGGAAGAAUGCCCAAGUGGUGGUCAGUACAGACAUCCUUACUCCCAAUGGACUAACCAUUGACCACCGUGCAGAGAAACUAUAUUUCUCAGAUGGAAGUUUAGGAAAAAUUGAAAGGUGUGAAUAUGAUGGAUCCCAGAGACAUGUGAUUGUUAAAUCUGGGCCAGGAACGUUCCUUAGUCUGGCAGUUUAUGACAAUUACAUCUUCUGGUCGGACUGGGGAAGGAGAGCUAUCCUGCGUUCCAACAAAUAUACAGGAGGGGAUACAAAAAUUCUUCGUUCUGAUAUUCCACACCAGCCAAUUGGGAUCAUAGCUGUGGCCAAUGACACCAAUACUUGUGAACUUUCUCCAUGUGCAGUAUUGAAUGGAGGUUGCCAUGACCUCUGCCUUUUAACUCCUGAUGGGAGAGUAAAUUGUUCUUGCAGGGGAGACCGGAUAUUGCUAGAUGACAACAGAUGUGUGACUAAAAAUUCCUCUUGCAACAUUUAUUCAGAGUUUGAAUGUGGAAAUGGUGAGUGCAUUGACUAUCAGCUCACCUGUGAUGGUACCCCUCAUUGUAAGGAUAAAUCAGACGAAAAACUACUCUACUGUGAAAACAGAAGCUGUCGAAGAGGUUUUAAGCCAUGCCAUAAUCGUCGUUGCAUUCCUCAUGCCAAGUUAUGUGAUGGUGAAAAUGACUGCGGUGACAACUCUGAUGAAUUAGACUGUAAAGUUUCAACCUGUGCCACUGUUGAGUUCCACUGUGCAGAUGGAACUUGCAUUCCAAGAUCAGCACGAUGCAACCAGAACAUCGAUUGUGCAGAUGCUUCGGAUGAAAAGAACUGCAAUAACACAGAUUGCACACAUUUCUAUAAACUUGGAGUGAAAACUGAAGGAUUCAUAAAAUGUAAUUCUACCUCUCUGUGUGUUUUGCCAACCUGGAUAUGCGAUGGUUCUAAUGACUGUGGAGAUUAUUCAGAUGAAUUAAAGUGCCCAGUUCAAAACAAACACAAAUGUGAAGAAAAUUAUUUUGGUUGUCCUAGUGGAAGAUGCAUUUUGAAUACAUGGAUAUGUGACGGUCAGAAAGAUUGUGAGGAUGGACUUGAUGAGCUACACUGCGAUUCUUCUUGCUCUUGGAGUCAAUUUGCUUGUUCUGCUCAGAAAUGUAUUUCUAAGCACUGGGUUUGUGAUGGGGAAGAUGAUUGUGGAGAUGGACUAGAUGAAAGUGACAGCAUUUGUGGUGACAUCACCUGCGCUGCCGACAUGUUCAGCUGCCAGGGCUCCCACGCCUGUGUGCCGCGACACUGGCUCUGUGAUGGUGAGCGAGACUGUCCUGAUGGAAGUGAUGAACUCUCCACAGCAGGAUGCGCACCCAAUAAUACAUGUGAUGAAAAUGCUUUCAUGUGCCAUAAUAAAGUCUGCAUUCCCAAGCAGUUUGUUUGUGACCACGAUGAUGACUGUGGAGAUGGUUCCGAUGAGCUCCUAAAGUGUGGCUACCGACAGUGUAGUGCAGAAGAAUUCCGCUGUGCUGACGGGCGAUGUCUUUUAAAUACUCAGUGGCAAUGUGAUGGAGACUUUGACUGUCCUGAUCAUUCUGAUGAAGCACCUUUAAACCCAAAAUGUAAACAUGCAGAACAGUCAUGCAACAGUUCAUUUUUUAUGUGCAAAAAUGGCAGGUGCAUUCCCAGUGGAAAUCUCUGUGACAGUAAGGAUGACUGUGGAGAUGGCUCAGAUGAGAGAAACUGCCAUAUAAAUGAAUGUUUGAGUAAGAAAACCAGUGGAUGCUCUCAAGAUUGUCAAGAUCUUCCAGUGAGUUACAAGUGCAAAUGCUGGCCUGGAUUCCAAAUGAAGGAUGAUGGUAAAACAUGUGUAGACAUUGAUGAAUGCUCGUCAGGGUUUCCCUGUAGCCAGCACUGCAUCAAUACAUAUGGGACCUACAAGUGCCUUUGUACAGAUGGGUAUAAAAUACAACCUGAUAACCCAAAUGGCUGCAAAUCACUUUCAGAUGAAGAACCUUUUCUUAUUCUUGCUGAUCAUCAUGAGAUACGUAAAAUUAGCACUGAUGGUUCCAACUACACACUUUUAAAGCAGGGUCUAAAUAAUGUUAUUGCUAUAGAUUUUGACUACAGAGAAGAAUUCAUCUAUUGGAUUGAUUCUAGUAGACCUAAUGGAAGUCGCAUAAAUAGAAUGUAUUUAAAUGGAAGUGACAUUAAGGUAGUGCAUAAUACAGCUGUCCCCAAUGCACUUGCUGUUGAUUGGAUUGGAAAAAAUCUCUAUUGGUCUGACAUGGAAAAAAGGAUAAUUGAAGUUUCCAAAGUCAAUGGCUUAUAUCCUACCAUCCUUGUUAGCAAAAGGCUGAAGUUUCCCAGGGACCUGUCUUUAGAUCCUCGAGCUGGGUAUUUGUAUUGGAUUGACUGCUGUGAGUAUCCUCACAUUGGCCGUGUUGGCAUGGAUGGAACCAAUCAGAGUGUUGUCAUAGAAACCAAGAUUUCUAGACCCAUGGCACUAACAAUAGAUUAUGUCAACCACAGACUCUACUGGGCUGAUGAAAAUCACAUUGAAUUUAGUAACAUGGAUGGAUCUCAUAGACACAAAGUCCCUAACCAAGAUAUUCCAGGGGUGAUUGCACUCACAUUGUUUGAAGACUACAUCUACUGGACUGAUGGGAAAACCAAGUCACUCAACCGUGCCCAUAAAACCUCGGGAGCAGACAGACUCUCACUGGUUAGCUCAUGGCAUGUCAUCACAGAUGUCCAGGUGUAUCAUUCUUACAGACAACCUGAUGUCCCCAAACACCUCUGCAUGAUAAAUAAUGGUGGUUGCAGUCACUUGUGCCUGUUAGCACCUGGGAAGACCCACACCUGUGCAUGUCCCACCAACUUCUACCUUGCUGCUGAUAACAGGACUUGUCUAUCUAACUGCACAGCUAGUCAAUUUCGUUGCAAAACUGACAAAUGCAUUCCAUUCUGGUGGAAAUGUGACACUGUGGAUGACUGUGGGGAUGGAUCUGAUGAACCCGAUGACUGUCCUGAGUUUAAAUGUCAGCCUGGCCGUUUUCAGUGUGGAACUGGGCUCUGUGCUUUGCCUGCAUUCAUUUGUGAUGGAGAGAAUGAUUGUGGGGACAAUUCGGAUGAGCUCAACUGUGACACACAUGUUUGCCUGUCGGGUCAGUUCAAGUGUACCAAGAAUCAGAAAUGCAUCCCGGUAAACCUCAGAUGCAAUGGGCAAGAUGACUGUGGGGACGAGGAAGAUGAAAGAGACUGCCCUGAAAACAGCUGUUCUCCAGACUAUUUCCAGUGUAAAACUACCAAACACUGCAUUUCCAAGCUGUGGGUUUGUGACGAGGAUCCAGACUGUGCAGAUGCAUCAGACGAAGCCAACUGCGAUAAAAAGACAUGUGGACCUCAUGAAUUCCAGUGUAAAAACAGCAACUGCAUUCCAGAUCACUGGCGAUGCGAUAGCCAGAAUGACUGCAGCGAUAACUCUGAUGAAGAAAAUUGUAAGCCACAGACCUGUACAUUGAAAGAUUUUCUCUGUGCUAGUGGUGACUGUGUUUCUUCAAGGUUUUGGUGUGACGGAGAUUUUGACUGUGCAGAUGGCUCUGAUGAGAGACAUUGUGAAGUAAGUUGUUCCAAAGAUCAGUUUCAGUGCUCCAAUGGUCAGUGUAUAUCAGCAAAAUGGAAAUGUGAUGGUCAUGAAGACUGUAAAUAUGGUGAAGAUGAGAAAAAUUGUGAGCCAGCUUCUCCCAGUUGCUCAUCAAGUGAAUACAUAUGUACCAGCGGAGGAUGUAUUUCAGCAUCUUUGAAAUGUAAUGGAGAAUAUGAUUGUGCUGAUGGUUCAGAUGAGAUGGGUUGUGUGACUGAAUGUAAGGAAAAUCAGUUUCGAUGCAAAAAUAAAGCCCACUGUAUUCCAGUGCGAUGGCUAUGUGAUGGAAUUCAUGACUGCAUGGAUGGAAGUGAUGAAGAGAUCUGUGACAGAGGAGGAAAUAUAUGUAGAGCUGACGAGUUUCUCUGCAAUAAUUCCCUGUGCAAACUAUACUUCUGGGUCUGUGAUGGACAGGAUGACUGCGGGGACAACUCAGAUGAAGCCCCAGAUAUGUGUGUCAAAUUCCUCUGCCCACCCACAAGACCACACAGAUGCAGAAAUAAUAGAAUAUGCCUGCAAUCAGAGAAAACAUGCAAUGGCGUUGACGACUGUGGAGAUAACUCAGACGAAGAGCACUGUGGUAAGGUUACAUAUAAAGCAAAGCCUUGUAAGAAGGAUGAGUUUACUUGCAGUAAUAAAAAAUGUAUUCCCAUGGAUCUCCAAUGCGAUCGUCUCGAUGACUGUGGAGAUGGUUCAGAUGAGCAAAGCUGCAGAACAACUCCCACUGAAUACACCUGUGAAGAUAAUGUGAAUCCGUGUGGAGAUGAUGCAUAUUGUAAUCAAAUAAAAACAUCUGUUUUCUGUCGCUGUAAACCUGGGUUUCAGAGAAACAUGAAAAACAGACAGUGUGAAGACCUCAAUGAGUGCUUGGUGUUUGGUAUGUGUUCCCAGCAAUGCAUAAAUAUAGAAGGAUCAUAUAAAUGUGUAUGUGACCAGAAUUUCCAAGUGCAAAAUAAUACCUGCAUAGCAAAAGGCUCUGAAGAUCAAGUUCUCUACAUUGCUAAUGACACUGAUAUCCUGGGUUUUAUAUAUCCAUUCAACUACAGUGGCAAUCAUCAACAGAUUUCUCAUAUUGAACAUAAUUCAAGGAUAACAGGGAUGGAUGUAUAUUUUCAAAGAGAUAUGAUUAUUUGGAGUACUCAGUUUAAUCCAGGCGGAAUUUUCUACAAAAUGAUCCAUGGUAGAGAAAAAAGGGAAGCGAACAGUGGCUUGAUUUGUCCUGAAUUUAAAAGACCCAGGGAUAUCGCAGUAGACUGGGUUGCUGGGAAUAUUUAUUGGACUGAUCAUUCCAGAAUGCAUUGGUUCAGUUACUACACGACACCCUGGGCAAAUCUGAGGUACUCAGUCAAUGUGGGGCAGCUGAAUGGCUCUAAUUGUACCCGUCUUCUCACCAACAUGGCUGGAGAGCCCUAUGCCAUUGCUGUGCAUCCUAAAAGAGGGAUGAUGUACUGGACUGUCAUUGGGGACCACUCCCACAUAGAGGAAGCUGCCAUGGAUGGCACUCUGAGAAGGAUUUUAGUACAAAAGAAUUUACAAAGACCUACAGGUCUGGCUGUGGAUCAUCUUACUGAGCGCAUAUACUGGGCUGAUGUUGAGCUGUCCAUUAUUGGAAGUGUUCUUUAUGAUGGCUCCAAUUCAAUAGUCUCUGUCAGCAGCAAACAAGGUUUGUUGCACCCGCAUAGGAUUGAUAUCUUUGAAGAUUAUAUAUAUGGAGCAGGACCAAAAAAUGGUGUAUUUCGAGUACAAAAAUUUGGCCAUGGUUCAGUACAAUACCUAGCUUUGCAUGUUGAUAAAACAAAAGGUGUUUUAAUAUCUCAUCGCUAUAAACAACUAGACUUACCUAAUCCUUGCUUGGAUUUAGCCUGUGAAUUUCUCUGCUUGCUUAAUCCUUUUGGGGCCACUUGUGUGUGCCCAGAGGGAAAAUAUUUGACUAAUGGAAGCUGUAGUGAUGAGAAUGUUUUAGACGAUUCUUGCAAACUGACUUGUGAAAAUGGAGGGCGGUGCAUUUUGAAUGAGAAGGGUGAUGUGAGGUGUCACUGCUGGCCUAGUUAUUCAGGAGAACGAUGUGAAGUCAACCACUGUAGCAACUACUGUCAGAAUGGAGGAACUUGUACACCAUCAGUUCUGGGGAGACCCACCUGCAGCUGCGCCCUGGGAUUUACUGGGCCAAACUGUGGUAAGACAGUCUGCGAGGAUUUUUGUCAAAAUGGAGGCACCUGCAUCGUGACUGCUGGGAACCAGCCUUACUGCCAUUGCCAGGCUGAAUACACGGGAGACAGAUGUCAGUACUAUGUAUGCCAUCAUUAUUGUGUGAAUUCCGAAUCAUGCACCAUUGGUGAUGAUGGAAGUGUGGAAUGCGUCUGUCCAACACGCUAUGAAGGACAAAAAUGUGAGGUGGAUAAGUGUGCAAGGUGCCAUGGGGGUCACUGCAUUAUAAAUAAAGACAAUGAAGAUAUAGUUUGCAACUGUACUAAUGGGAAGAUCUCCUCUAGUUGUCAGUUAUGUGAUGGCUACUGUUACAAUGGUGGCACUUGUCAGCUGGACCCUGAGACAAGCGUACCUGUGUGUCUAUGCUCUGUGGGGUUUAAAAAUCAGCGCUGUGACCAGAAAGAGAACCCUUGUGAUCACUACUGUCAGAAUGAGGGGAUUUGCACUUUAACUGCGUUUAAUGAGCCGAGAUGCAAAUGUUCUACCAACUGGUCAGGCACACAGUGUGAGAGGCCAGCACCUAAAAGCAGCAAGUCAGACCAUAUCAGCACAAGAAGCAUUGCCAUCAUUGUGCCUCUUGUCCUCUUGGUGACUUUGAUAACUACCUUAGUAAUUGGCUUAGUGCUGUGCAAGAGAAAAAGAAGGACAAAAACAAUUAGAAGGCAGCCUAUUAUCAAUGGAGGAAUAAAUGUAGAAAUUGGCAACCCAUCUUAUAGCAUGUAUGAGGUGGAUCAUGACCACAACGAUGGAACUCUUUUGGAUCCUGGCUUUAUGGUAGAUCCAACAAAGGCCAGAUACAUAGGGGGCGGGCCCAGUGCAUUCAAGCUUUCACACACAGCGCCUCCCAUCUACCUAAACUCUGAUUUGAAAGGACCACUAACUGCUGGGCCAACAAAUUACUCCAACCCAGUGUAUGCAAAAUUGUAUAUGGAUGGACAAAACUGUCGAAAUUCCUUAGGAAGUGUGGAUGAACGCAAAGAACUGCUUCCAAAGAAAAUAGAAAUUGGUAUAAGAGAGACAGUGGCAUAAUCAGUGAUAUCUUUUAUAUGCUGUAUAAAUGUAUAAAAUAUAAGGAUUACUUUUGUAUGUUCCAACAGUAUUAUACUUGCUUUGGCAUCAGCAUUACCUCUUUGUUUAUCUUUUACUUGGUUAAUUGUUUUCUGAGUAUUUUGGUUUUAAUCUUUGCUGAUGACUAUUGAUUGACCAUUUGUAUGGUAUUUUUAUGAAAAAGAACUGCACUACAGUACAAUUUCCAAUUUGCUGCUGAUAUGACAACCUUCAAAUUUGUUAAAGUUAAAAAUGACAUAAUCUUUGUAGUGUGAAUAUGAGCAAUCUAUUUUAUAUGAACUUUUUUGGUUCUACUUAAUCAACAAAAUAAUCUCUGCACUUUUUAAUUACGUGAUCUAAAAGCUGUAAUACCAUGUAAUUUUGUUUUUCUUUUUAAAUUGAUGGAUAACAACUGAAUGGACAACUCUCUUCUUUGUGAAAAUGAACACUGACUUUGCUGAAAAUAUGUAACCCUCACAAGUUCACUGUCACCUGCUUUGAAAUUAGCCUUAGGUUGCAAAGUGAUACAUAAAAAUUUUGAAGUAAAAAGUUAAAAAUAUAUAAAAUUAGUACUAUGCAUGAACAAAGAUCACUACCAUUUUCCAAAACUUAGUGAACUCCGUGAUAUACUAAAAUUACACAUCCUGUAAGCAAUAGCUAUAUUUCGGUGGUAGAACAUAGCAAAAAUAUAACUAGAAAUUGAUAGAUCACUCUUAUAUGGCAUAAGAACUCUUCUCCCUCAGUCCCGAGGUACAUAGCCAGCCUACAGCACAACAGGGCAUUGGGUACUCGUGUCUUAGGUAUUUCUUCCCAAUUAUAUGACUUUUGUGGAAGAUUAGCCCAACCCCUUACCACACUAACAUUAAGGAAUAACAUAAGCACACAAAUUGAGGACAGAAUUUUAAUUAUGCAAAUGCUCUCUCUGUGCUCAGUCCAAAAGAAGAGGUGAAAUGUCCAUUUUGGUAUAAAGUGAUUGGUGAUCAUUUUCAAAUAAAAAAUGACUGACCAUUAUUUGCCCUAUUUGAAAUACAUUCUUCAGUAAUCUUCCACAUUGUAGAAGAACAAAUAUCUGCCCGUAUUCAAAGGUGGAGAGUAUAAAUGCUGUACCAGUUGCUCUGGUACUUGGUUUUCCUUUUGGUUUUACAAAAUAGAUGAUGCCCAUUUGUUUUUGUUUGUUUUCAAAUUUUGAUUGAAAAUACGAUUUAUUUAAGUUGUAUAAAAAGGAUAGCAUUUUUAUACAAAUAUCUUUAAAGGCACAAAAGAUUUAUUCUCAAGUUGUAGAGGGCUUUUUGUUCCUCUGAUAGACAUGACUGACUUUUAACUGUCAUAAUGUAUUAACCUAACAGAUGAAAUAUGUUUGUGGUUGCUCUUUAUCCCUUUGUACAAGCAUUAAAAAAAACUGCUGUUUUAUAAGGA